CAUUCCAAGUAUUUACUAUGGGUCGCGUUAGAACUAAGACUGUUAAGAAGGCUUCUCGUGUUCUUAUCGAAAAGUAUUAUCCUCGUCUCACUCUUGACUUCCAAGUCAACAAGAAGAUCCUCGAUGAAGUUUCCAUCAUUCAGUCCAAGCGUCUCCGUAACAAGAUUGCUGGUUUCACCACCCACUUGAUGAAGCGUAUCUCUCGUGGUCCUGUCCGUGGUAUCUCCUUCAAGUUGCAAGAAGAAGAACGUGAACGUCGUGAUAACUACGUUCCCGAAUUCUCUGCCUUGGAUACCUCUCUCAUUGAAGUUGAUCCUGAUACCAAGGAACUCCUCAAGGCUAUGAACAUGGAAAACUUGCCCGGUGUUCAAGUCACCAACCCCAUUGCUGCUCAAGCUGAUGUUCGUCGCGGCCGUCGUGAUAACCGUUCUCGCGCUCCUCGUGCCCAAGAAUCUGCUUAAAUAUAAGUUAUUUCUGAUUCGCAAAAGUUAUGUUCUCUUUUGUAUGAAUCUUCUUUUUUUGGAUUCUAUGCAUUAGAGUGAAUAAAUUGCUUCCUUGUUUGUUCGAUUAUG
Mycotypha africana is the source of this 572-nucleotide messenger RNA. RefSeq names its product 40S ribosomal protein S17-B. Gene Ontology annotation, molecular function: structural constituent of ribosome. Gene Ontology annotation, biological process: translation. The transcript has 3 exons. Bases 18 to 461 code for a protein of 147 amino acids. The record is from RefSeq and is a predicted model, not a curated record. Gene Ontology annotation, cellular component: ribosome. Lineage: Eukaryota; Fungi; Mucoromycota; Mucoromycetes; Mucorales; Mycotyphaceae.